Messenger RNA from Amorphotheca resinae ATCC 22711, 1131 nucleotides. RefSeq lists its product as hypothetical. The record is from RefSeq and is a predicted model, not a curated record. The coding region runs from base 441 to 914 and encodes 157 amino acids. Gene Ontology annotation, biological process: proton motive force-driven ATP synthesis; proton transmembrane transport. The transcript has 2 exons. Lineage: Eukaryota; Fungi; Ascomycota; Leotiomycetes; Helotiales; Amorphothecaceae. Gene Ontology annotation, molecular function: proton transmembrane transporter activity.
ACACCUGCUAGGAGCAUGACUACGGUGCAGUUGCUGUAGCAUCAUGCCUCUUCUGGGCUGCUCAACCAAGGUAGUCCCAAGGUAGGCCUGGCACGGCCCCAGCCUCCACGUUGGAAAAAGUCUCGCAUCCUACAUCCCGAGGUCUGAAGGAGCAACCGGAAUCUUCGCCCCCCCUUUGCUGCCAAUGCCUGCGCCCUCUGCCUCUGGUUAGGACGGACUCUGUUACCCGGGCUGCCGCCUCUCCGUACUUAGUUAAACGAAACAGAAAACUCUUCCUCCCAACCUGAGCUCUCUCUCCCUCCUUCUCUCCUUCCAUUUGCUCAGCUACUCUCCCACACAGCCCUGAAAAUCUCUACUCCACCUCGAGGUCUUCGUCUCACUCUCACUCUCACACCUUCACACUCCUCCUCCUCCCUCCGCCCCACUAUCACCACAACACAAUGGCUGCUUCCGCACGCAUGAUUGCCCCCAAGAUGGCCUCCAUGAUGGCCUCUACCACCGUCAAGGCCGCCCGCCCCAUGGUCCGCGCCAACGUUCAGACUCAGGUCUCUCAACGUGCCUUCUCCGGUGUCCGCGCCAACGCCUUCCAGACCAUCAAGCGUCAGCAAGCCUCCAGCAUCCUCAAUGCCACCACCCGCAGCGUCAUGGGCCGCCAGACUGUCCGCCCAUACUCCUCUGAGAUCGCCAACGCCAUGGUCCAAGUCUCCCAGAACCUGGGUAUGGGUUCCGCCGCCAUCGGAUUGGGAGGUGCUGGUAUCGGUAUCGGUAUGGUCUUCGCCUCUCUCUUGACCGCCGUCGCUCGCAACCCCAGCAUGCGUGCUCAACUUUUCUCUUACGCCAUUUUGGGUUUCGCCUUCGUUGAGGCCAUCGGUCUGUUCGACCUCAUGGUUUCCAUGAUGUGCAAGUACGUGUAAAUUAGCUAGUGGUUGGCCGCCUCGCUGUCGGUGUGUGUGUUGCAUAGCAAGGAGUCGGAAAAGCAGAAGGGGUCGAUCGAGUACAGAGAGUAUAGGCAGACGGAUAGACCGGUUGGGCUGUAUUAUAUUAUCUUGUAUCGAUCCGACACUACUCUCUAAAAAACCUUAUAUUCAUCAUCAUACCUUUACGUGCAUGCCCACGCAUGAAAUGCUCCCA